Mytilinidion resinicola is the source of this 1091-nucleotide messenger RNA. Its product is annotated as Cullin-domain-containing protein. Bases 165 to 773 code for a protein of 202 amino acids. The transcript has 3 exons. Gene Ontology annotation, cellular component: SCF ubiquitin ligase complex. Gene Ontology annotation, molecular function: ubiquitin protein ligase binding. The record is from RefSeq and is a predicted model, not a curated record. Lineage: Eukaryota; Fungi; Ascomycota; Dothideomycetes; Mytilinidiales; Mytilinidiaceae. Gene Ontology annotation, biological process: protein ubiquitination; SCF-dependent proteasomal ubiquitin-dependent protein catabolic process.
GUUAGUUGGAAACGGUGGUCUGAAAGGUAUUUUCUUGUUAAAGUACUAGAAGUAGUUAUUUUCUAUGAACAAGUACUUCUAGGCCUUCACUUAAGUUGGAAAACGCCUUCUUUAACACGAAUCGCAGCUGAAACAAGUUUUAUCCUUGAACCCCCUUUGUAGUUAUGUCGCCCCCUCCCAACAAAGCCGAUGCCGAUGCAACAUGGAAGUAUAUCGAGGCUGGCGUUCAGGGAAUUCUGAAGCACCCGUCGGAUAGGGGGGAAAUGGACAUGAAAACAUGGAUGGGACUCUACACAGCCGUACACAACUUUUGUACAGUACGAAAAGCAGUUGGCUCUAGCCCUACGCAAGGCUGCAGUCGCGGUAAUCGCAGAGUAGCACACAUUUUCGAAAAAGAACUAUACGAGAGACUGAAGCAAUUACUCGAAACACAUCUCCAAAUGAUCCAGAACGAAGCUAGACGGUAUUCGAAAGGGGCUCUCCUCGAUUUCUACAUUAAAGAACAGGAUCGAUAUAUAACCGCUGCCAAGCAGAACAACCACUUGUUCAGGUAUCUUAACCGACACUGGGUGAAGCAGGAAAUCAAGCAGGGAAGAAAAGACAUUUACGACGUCUAUACUCUACAUCUCGUUCUAUGGAAAGGGGUAAUAGACGCUGCCACUCACGCGGGCGUAGCGGACGCUGUGACCCAGCUAAUGGAGAGGCAGCGGAAUGGAGAGAUUAUCGACGACACAUUGAUUGAGGGCAUCCUCGACUCGUUUGGUAAAUAUUAAUUCUAAAUGUCUAGUACCAUACUAACUAUGUUAGGCCUGGAUGAAGAGGUCCCCUUGGACGUAUAUUAGCUCCUGCUCUCUAAUGGUAUCGGCCCACAAACCAAGGAUAAAGAUGAAUAUGCACAGCGCUAGGGUUGGUAGCGACGGGGUUGUAGCAGAGAGGCGGAUGAAUUGAUGGUGAUCCAAGAAAAGCGGCCAGCCGGGUAAUGAACUGGUCUUUAGAAAAGAGCGGCGGUCCGAGGAUGAUGGUAAAAUGAAUCAUUUUGCUCUUCGAAAGCUCGCCGUACCGCAGUCGUGAUAUUGUAGUAUUCGAAGCUA